AUGAGUCGUCCACCAAAUACUACAAUUCUAUUAUCUAAUUUGCCUAAGGAUGUGAGCCACUGGCUUAUGGGUAUAGAUACGCAGUUUUUUAAUUUGAAUCAAGUUUUGAAAGGAAUUAAAACGAUCCCAUCAGGGAUUCAUUUUUUGCAUUAUUCGAUACCUAGUGGUUCACCAAGCCCUGAAGGAGAUUCAAACGAUAUAAUAUCACUGAGUUUGAGGUAUGGAUUCUGGUUUGAGUGCAGAAAUGAAGAUGUAUUUGUCAUGAAGUGGGAUGAUUCUCAAGAAUCAAUGGCUUUACUUAAACUACUAAGUGACGAAGAGGAGGAACAAUUGAAUAAUACCAAGUAUAUUAAUGAAAUCGGGGACAAGUAUAAAAUGAUGAUUGAAUAUCCAGAAAGUUCUAAUUGGAAGAACAACUUGAUAAGCAAUGUUGAUUACGAAAUAAUUGAAGAGUUUUUACCAAAUAACAAUCAAAUGGGAAUACUGGGGAUCAUAAACACAAUGAUGCCAUCACGAGAAGAAAACAUGAUCUUGCUAGAUGUAUUAAAAGAGAAAAAGAAUCAAGCUUUUGAAGAUCAAACAAAUAAAGAAUUCAAAUAUACUAUAAUACAGUUCAAAAAAAAGAGUAAUACCCAUGACGUUGAGCAAACUACCAAGGAUUAUCUAGAUAAGACGUGGUACUUUGAGGAGUUAUACGGUAAUGAUACCGAAAUGUUUUUGGGUGAAUUACAAUUGAGUUUUCUAAAUUUCAUAUUAUUGGGUAAUUUUAGUUCUGGUUUACAAUGGUGUAAUUUACUCAAAUUAGUCCUGAUGUGUCGAAAUUUCAUGGUACUUCAUCAUAAUUUUACUAAUAACUUUAUAACAGUUUUAUUGAAGCAGUGCCAAAUUCUUCCUCCAACUUACCUCAUUGGUGAAAACGGAAUCCCAGAUACUAGUAUAAUUGAUUUCAAAUCAUACAUAGCGAUAAUGGAAAAUUUAUCAAGUAAUAUAUUCACCAAUGAGCUAUGGAAUAAUAAAGGCUGCUGUGGUAAGAUGAAAUUAUCAGGUAUGAUUUUGCAAAAGUGGACCGAUAUAAAGAUUACCCAUAAAACUCAAUUUGGAAUAGAUUUGAAUCAGUUAACGUCUCCGCCAAUGAAAGACGGUUACGAAGUUUACGACAUAGAAAACCAUGACGACAAUGAUGAAGAUGCCCCGGCAAUUGUGUAUUGA
This is a messenger RNA of Hyphopichia burtonii NRRL Y-1933, 1209 nucleotides long. RefSeq names its product AAR2 splicing factor family protein. Lineage: Eukaryota; Fungi; Ascomycota; Pichiomycetes; Serinales; Debaryomycetaceae. The transcript has a single exon. The record is from RefSeq and is a predicted model, not a curated record. Gene Ontology annotation, biological process: spliceosomal tri-snRNP complex assembly. Bases 1 to 1209 code for a protein of 402 amino acids.